GUCUGCGUGAGAGCGUUUUAUCAUCUGACUGUCGGCGUCUGCUGCUUGAGUUUAAAGGGCAAGAUUGUUCAUCAUUCUCUCUGCUCAGAGAGAAAACUUUGGACAUUUCAGAGUUUUGAGGAGGAUUUCUAGAACGUAAGGAGAUUAGCCCACGUCAAAAGACUUCGCCUGAGAACUCGCCACAGCAUAACUUCAGCGUUACUCAUGGAUAUAAAAAGUUUACCAGGUGGGAAGUCAACCGCUGUUUUUGUAUCCUACUUACUGUAAUUGAAAGAUUACGUUUUGUCCAGAAGUAUUGAGGAGUUUCAACUCUUGAAAGCCGGUUGGUGUGUGGGAGUGAAAGAGAUGGUGCGGUUCGGAGCUGAUAGCUGACGGAGCUGAUACCUGACAGAGCCGAUAGCCGACGGAGCUGAUAGCUGACGGAACUGAUAGCUGACGGAGCCGAUAGCUGACAGAGCCGAUAGCCGACGGAGCUGAUAGCUGACGGAGCUGAUAGCUGACGGAGCUGAUAGCUGACGGAGCUGAUAGCUGACAGAGCUGUAGUAGGAUGAGAUGAGAGAGGAUGGAACACUCGGACAGCCCCGCCUCCCACAGCAGCGACCCCAACGGGUUCGUCAAUAAAGUCUUCAACGUGUCUCUGGAUGUGCAGAAUGAGACUGGCACCGUAUCUAUCCAGGAGACUGGGAAGGGAGAGAGACAGGGAGAGGGUCAAGGAGAAGGCCAAGCCCAGAGAGAGUGGCAGGAGGCUGGGGAUAGACAGGCAUUGAACCAGGCACACCCUCAGACCCCUGGAAAGGAGCGCUCGGAGGUCAACCGUAGAACAAGAGCGACUGGGGGAAUCUGGAAGAUCUUGACCCAGCGUAGAGUGGCCUCAGAGCUGGAUAACAGAAGACCUCACUCCAUGAUCCUCCCUGGAGAGGAGGCCUCCAUCCCUAAACUGUCCUUUGCUGACAAGGUCCGCUCCAUCAAGAAGCUCCGCUCUCUGGGUGUCUUCAAGGGGAGGGUGGGGAAGAUGUCUGGGUCCAGCACUAAGUUCAGAGACGGAGAGACGGAGGACGACUCGUUCUGCCGGGACUUCCUCCCCUCGCCCGGCCUGCACCCCUGUAGGAGCACACUCCGCCACCGUGCAAAGCGGCACUCGUAUGCCGGACACACCGCUGAGUUCGACUGCUCAUUUGAGGACAUUGAUCUGACAGCUACCCUGGACAGACACCAUCUUCACUCACUAGUGGAGCCUCUUACCCAGAACGGCUCUAAGCCCACAGAGAGAGUCUCCUACUCCAAGAGACCUCAGGUCCAGGCUCAGGCGCAGGCCAACCACUCCUCUAACUGUAACAGUACCUCAGCAGGAGUGUGUGAGGAGCAGAGUGUGAGGGGCAGCCCCAAGGUCCAGCUGGGUGGGAGGAGAUCUAAGAGAGCUGACGUGUGGAGUUACCUGAGGAGGAUCUCUGUCCUGGGGAAGGGGAACCCGGCCUACUCAGAGAGGAGUUUUGACUCAGAGCUCCACACACUGGACAAGACCAUGGACUCUGACUACGGCUCGGUGGACUUCGAGAGCGUCAGGGACUUUCAACCAGCGGCUCCAAAGCACUCUGACAGCAAAGGCGGACAUUUUGGGGGUCUGAUUAAGUUCUUUAGCAACGUUACGGAGACGGCUAGAAAAUGGCGGACGUCUUCGCGCUCCUUCUCUCCUCCAGAGGAGGGAGGGGAGCGGUCACCGCUGGGCUCCCCCAGAGCAGGGCAGCAUCUGGGGGACUACGUCCACAGUGUGUCCCUGACCCUCCGCAGUGAGGACCACCCAGAGUGUCCCCCAACACCCGCCUCACCCCUGACCCCUCAUCCCCCUCGCUCCCCUGCCUGUGACCCUGCCUCACCCCCUCCUCUAGUAGGCAGACGGUCUCCUCAGGUGAUGCUGAAGGCCUGGAGGGUGAGUCCGGACUCAUCAAGCGUUAUCGGCCUGGUGUGUGUGAGCUCAUUGGAGACGGACAGACAGAUGGACAGACAAACAGAGAGACAGAUGCGGCACACGUCUGUAGCCACAGUAGAGAAUCACGAGCCACACUCAAGGCUUGAGAGAGAGACUCAGAAAGAGAGAGAGACAGAGGUAGACAGAGAUCCCUUAGAAUGUCUGUCUACAGUGGAAGAGAGAAAAAGAGAGGGAGGAGAGGGAGGAGAGGGACACUCAGGAAAUUACCUGGAUUCCAAGGAUGCUCUAACUGUCUCGGACCAGACACACCUUCCAAACGGCCAAUCAGAGUUACGGGAAGGAGAGAUCGUAGCCGCUAGGGAGCCAGCAGGAAACUACCACCAGGAAGUAUUUAAGGCCCUGUCUCGUCCCCCGGGGGCGUCACCUUUAGAGCCCCCCCUCAGAGUGUCUCUUCAGAGGUGUCACUCCCUCCCUCUCACCCCCAGCACCCUCACCACUCUGGCCCUGUUCCCGGGACACACAGCAGACUCCCAGUCAUCCUCAGUGGGUCUUGGUGAUGGAGAGGCUGGCAGCUGCAGGAGGAGACUGCUCAGAACAGGCUCUGGUCCACUACAAGUCAACAUCUUGAUAAGCGGAGGAUCUAUCGUCAGCGCUGAGGCAGUAUGGGACCAUGUGACCAUGGCCGACCGAGAGUUGGCGUUUAAGGCCGGUGAUGUCAUCAAGGUGCUGGACGCGUCCAAUAAGGACUGGUGGUGGGGUCAGAUCGACGAGGAGGAGGGGUGGUUCCCUGCCAGCUUCGUACGGCUGUGGGUGAACCAGGAGGAUGGGGGGGUGGAGCCUGUGGAGGGGACCAGUGAAAUGGCUAACGGUCACCUGGAUCCGACCAACGACUGCCUGUGUCUGGGCUCGCCGCUUCAGAACCGUGACCAGAUGAGAGCCAACGUCAUUAAUGAGAUCAUGAGCACAGAGAGACAUUACAUCAAACACCUCAAAGACAUCUGUGAGGGCUACCUACGUCAGUGUAGGAAGAGGGUAGACAUGUUUAACGAUGACCAGCUGAGGGUGAUCUUUGGGAACAUCGAGGACAUCUACCGUUUCCAGAUGGGCUUCGUUAGAGACCUGGAGAAACAAUACAACAACGAGGAACCACACCUGUCUGAGAUAGGACCCUGCUUUCUAGAACAUCAAGAUGGCUUCUGGAUCUACUCUGAGUACUGUAACAACCACCUGGAUGCAUGUAUGGAGCUGUUCAAGCUGAUGAGAGACGGGAGGUACCAGCACUUCUUCGAGGCCUGUCGCCUGCUGCAGCAGAUGAUCGACAUCGCUAUCGACGGCUUCCUCCUCACACCCGUACAGAAGAUCUGCAAAUACCCCCUGCAGCUGGCCGAGCUGCUUAAAUACACCGCACAGGAACACAGUGACUAUCGCUACGUGGCGGCGGCGCUGGCGGUGAUGCGUAACGUCACUCAGCAGAUCAAUGAGAGGAAGAGGAGGCUGGAGAACAUUGACAAGAUCGCCCAAUGGCAGGCCUCCGUCCUGGACUGGGAGGGUGAUGACAUCCUGGACCGGAGCUCAGAGUUGAUCUAUACAGGAGAAAUGUCUUGGAUCUACCAGCCCUAUGGACGCAGUCAGCAACGGGUCUUCUUCCUCUUUGAUCACCAGCUGGUCCUCUGUAAGAAGGAUCUGAUUCGUAGGGACAUCCUGUACUAUAAGGGCCGUAUCGACAUGGACCGCUAUGACGUGCGGGACGCCAUCGACGGUCGUGACGACGACUUCAACGUGAGCGUGAAGAACGCGUUCAAAUUGCACAACAAAGACAGUGAGGAGCUCCACAUCUUCCUGUCCAAGAAACAGGAGGAGAAGAUACGAUGGCUCAGGGCUUUCCACGAGGAGAGGAAGAUGGUGCAGGAGGAUGAGAAAAUCGGGUUUGAGAUCUCGGAGUACCAGAAGCGUCAGGCAGCCCUGACUGUGAAGAAGGUGUCUAAACAGAAAGGUGUGAACAGAUGCGUGCCCCCCUACCCCCCUCCCCAGGACCCCCUACCCCUGGGACAGUAUGACCUAACAGAGGACUUGGCACAAGCAGAGGUUUUUGAAUUCAGUCAAUCCAAAUGAGGUCAGUCUCUUUUCUGGCUCAACAAUUUUACUUGAUUAACACCUUUAAGAAAUAGAGAAACAGACCCUUUCCAAGGACCAUCUAUUUUUUCUGAGAAACACUCAAACUAAAAUGUUUGGAGGAUUACAUCAUCGUCAUCCUGUGAAGAAGAAUUGAGGAGGAAAAAAGAAGCACUGAAGGAAGGACCAGUGAUGUUUCAUUGUGAGUUUCAUUGUGAGUUGUCACCCAGGAGACGAGAACUAUGGAUUCUAACUUCUUCACUUCAUUCUAAUUCCACUGUUCUUAGUUCUGAGUUCCAAUGCUUCUCUCCUCCAGUAAACACAACUGUUCCCUACUGAACUGUACUGUACAGGAAUCUACUACUGUUCCCUACUGAACUGUACUGUACAGGAAUCUACUACUACAACCCUCAACCCCACCAUCGUCAUCUGAAUGUCCUGGAUUCAUGGAGAUAGCUUUUAUUUUGUUCUUUUCAGGCUCUGGCGUUUUUCCAUAUUUGAAGUAAGCAUAUUUAAUGUUCCUUUACCAGAACUAGUGAGUCCACCUACCUACAGUACAGUAUGAUUGUGUAGAUGACAGGUGUUGUGUUGACGUGUGUGUCUGUGAGGAUUAUGUUGUUGUGAUUGUGGCCUGAGGUGCACUGUAACUAUGAGGCUGAAGUGGCAUCCUAUUCUCUACAUAGUGGGGUAGGGUGCCACUUUGACUGACAGGAGAGCCGUUGGCUGGUUCUGGUGUCUCUCUCUCUCUUUUCUCUAUCCCCUCUGUCUAUCUUUCUGAAAUAAACAAUACAAAAUUAACAGUAAACAGUACACUCACAAAAGGAAUAGAGACAUUUCAUAUGUCAUAUUAUGGCUCUCUCUCUC
Messenger RNA from Salmo salar (Atlantic salmon), 4903 nucleotides. The record is from RefSeq and is a predicted model, not a curated record. NCBI's taxonomy places the organism in Eukaryota, Metazoa, Chordata, Actinopteri, Salmoniformes, Salmonidae.